CCCCGGACGAGAUGCUGCUGCUGGCGCGAUGUCUGCUGCUGGCGUUCGUCUCCUCGCUGCUGCUGUGCUCGGGGCUGGCGUGUGGACCCGGCAGGGGAUUCGGGAAGAGGCGGCACCCCAAAAAGCUGACCCCUUUAGCCUACAAGCAGUUUAUCCCCAACGUGGCGGAGAAGACGCUCGGGGCCAGCGGAAGAUACGAAGGGAAGAUCUCGAGAAACUCGGAGCGGGUCAAGGAGCUCACCCCCAAUUACAACCCCGACAUCAUAUUCAAGGAUGAGGAGAACACCGGCGCGGACAGGCUGAUGACUCAGAGGUGUAAGGACAAGUUAAAUGCUUUGGCCAUCUCGGUGAUGAACCAGUGGCCAGGAGUGAAGCUUCGCGUGACCGAGGGCUGGGACGAGGACGGCCACCACUCGGAGGAGUCGCUGCACUACGAGGGCCGCGCUGUGGACAUCACCACGUCGGACCGUGACCGCAGCAAGUACGGCAUGCUGGCGCGCCUGGCGGUGGAGGCCGGCUUCGACUGGGUGUACUACGAGUCCAAGGCUCACAUCCACUGCUCCGUGAAAGCAGGGUCCAUCCGCGCCUGGGUGCUGCCGGCCCCCCUCGUGACGAACCGCACCCCGCUCCUGUCCAACGCCUGGGUCGGCUCUUCGUCGUCUAUCAUUGAACAGCUAAAGAAGUCGCGGAGACUUCCGGCCGUGUCUGUUCUGUGGCCGAGUCCCUGUCCCGCCCUGUCCCCUGCCAUUCUCACUUCGCUGAGCAAAAAGCGCGCCGCCCCCACCCGCGGUCCUGAACGGAAACCGGUGGGGAGAAGGGGCCGGGCGGAGUCCGGGGCUGUGGACACUGCCCCAGCGCGAGGUUCGGUUGGAAUUCGAAAGAUCGCCCACCCCAUCUCGCUGGUCACUGGGGGCCAGAGGGGACUCGGGAGGGGAACAGACCCGGUGGCCUGGCUGGUCACAGAAACGGGCUCCGGGUCCCGCUCCGAGGCGACGCGGAAGCUGGGAGAUUCCGUUCUCAGCGGGCGACGUCGGUUUUCAGGAGGACGGCAGCUAUGGGCCCAGAUGGCGGAGACCCGUUUAGAGAAGAAGGUUCCGGAAUCUGAACGAUGA
Messenger RNA from Pteropus alecto (black flying fox), 1112 nucleotides. It is a transcript of the gene SHH, whose product is annotated as sonic hedgehog. The transcript is spliced from 5 exons. Gene Ontology annotation, molecular function: patched binding; calcium ion binding. Lineage: Eukaryota; Metazoa; Chordata; Mammalia; Chiroptera; Pteropodidae. The record is from RefSeq and is a predicted model, not a curated record. Gene Ontology annotation, biological process: multicellular organism development; cell-cell signaling; cell fate specification. Bases 12 to 1112 code for a protein of 366 amino acids.